Antrostomus carolinensis (chuck-will's-widow) is the source of this 1635-nucleotide messenger RNA. RefSeq names its product TNF receptor associated factor 1 (gene TRAF1). Gene Ontology annotation, biological process: regulation of canonical NF-kappaB signal transduction; signal transduction; regulation of apoptotic process. Gene Ontology annotation, cellular component: cytoplasmic side of plasma membrane; plasma membrane signaling receptor complex. Gene Ontology annotation, molecular function: zinc ion binding; tumor necrosis factor receptor binding. The annotation marks the transcript as partial. Lineage: Eukaryota; Metazoa; Chordata; Aves; Caprimulgiformes; Caprimulgidae. The record is from RefSeq and is a predicted model, not a curated record. The transcript has 10 exons.
AUGGCUGAGAAAACAACCAGAGGCCCGCAGGAUGUCCCUGGCUCUUCUCCUGAUGAAAACGAAUUUCCUUUUGGAUAUCCUACUAACAUUUGUGAGGAUGCACCUGAUCAGAAGUACCUGUGCAGUAACUGCAAUAACAUUCUGAAGAAAGCUCUGCAAAUGCUCUGUGGGCAUAGGUACUGCUCAGCCUGCCUCUCCUGGAUCGUACGAAACAAUAAAAAUGCAGUUUGCCAGAAAUGUAAUGAGGAAGAUCCCAGCACUCUAAGUGAGGGAAGCCUAUUGGCAGAAGAAAGGGCUUUUGGUGAUGCUGCCAUUAAUAAAGAGAUUUCUGAACUCAAAGUACACUGUGUGACCCUUGGAUGCAGUUGGUCUGGUAUCAUGAAAAAUUUUGAAGAGCAUCAGAGCUUAUGUGAAUAUGCUUUAAUCCCUUGUCACACUGGUUGUGGACACAUGGUGAUGAGAAAGAAACUUGCAGAUCAUUUGGAAAAUGGAUGUGUUAAUAAUGUGACCACGUGUCAGAAGUGUAAGCGGAGCUUAUCCAGUUGUGAAUACCAAGAACAUUCAUGUGAAGGCAGUUUAUGUAAGGAACAAAAACAUGUGCAAACAGAAGCAUCAUCAAAGGAAAAGAGCUCCUCUACACCCUUAAUCAACAAGGAUGGAUGUCGUUUUUCAGAAGUUGGCUGUUCAUUUAGGGGAAGCAAAGAGAAGAUAAAGGAGCAUGAGAAAACUGCAGUUGGGGCCCACAUGCUGCUCCUGCUGCAGCACAUAAAGCAACUGAAGGCAAGCUUGUGCGCUGCUGCCAAAGCUGCAACUGCUUUCAUCCCCCAGGCAGGGCUGGAUGUGAAUGGUGCAGGAAAAAGCAUCUCUGAUAUGAAGAUCCCAGGGAGGCUGGAAAUCAACGGGGAUCUGGAAGUAGACUGUUUUCCUGGAUCUUCUGUUUCUGAAGAUGUAUCUGUUCUGCAACAACUUGUGAGGGAGAAAGUGAUUUCUGAGCUAGAAAAUAAGCUACAUGUGUUUGAGAAUAUUGUGGCAGUACUCAAUAAAGAGGUGGAGACCUCUAACUUGGAAAUCGUAGCCUUUCGGAGACAGAGUGAACUCGAUCAAAAUAUAAUACGAGGCCUUGAACUGAAGAUUGCAGAGCUGCACCGGUGCCUGACACAGAAGGAUGCAGGCCUGAGCAGCCUUCAUAAGAGUCUUCUGUUCUCCGAGCAAGCUUCCUAUGAUGGGGUGUUUCUGUGGAAAAUAACCGAUGUUGGCAGGAAGCUACAAGACUCUGUGACUGGGAGAACAGUCAGUUUGUAUUCACCAGCUUUCUACACAGCAAAGUACGGCUACAAGGUCUGUCUGAGGGUUUAUCUGAAUGGGGAUGGGACAGGAAAAGGAACCCACGUGUCCCUCUUCUUUGUUGUCAUGAAAGGAGACUAUGACGCUCUGCUCCCGUGGCCUUUCAGGCACAAGGUUACAUUUAUGUUGCUUGACCAAAAUAACAGGGAACAUAUUAUUGAUGCGUUUCGCCCAGACUUGACUUCUGCUUCGUUUCAGAGACCAGUGAAUGAUAUGAACGUUGCAAGUGGCUGUCCCUUGUUCCUCCCUUUGUCCAAAUUACAGUCACCUAAAUACGCCUACGUGAAAGAA